AUGCAACAGCUCUUUGAAUGUAUUGACCAGCGCAAAAUCGGUAUCUUUGAGUCCCCCACGGGGACUGGAAAGAGUCUCAGUAUGAUUUGUGGCGCUGUGUCUUGGCUGUUGGAGCAUGACCGUGUUGAACAGGAGCGUGCUUUCCUGGAUCAGGAUGCCGAUAAGAAGCUUUCUACUACUGGUGGUAGUGGUAUUAUGAACAAAAAGAACAACGACGAUACGCCGGACUGGGUCCAGCAACACAGAGCCGUCUCGGAUGCGACGAUCGAACGACAGGAGCGGGAUCGGAGACGACAAGAGUUGGAGGAAAGGGUACAGCGGAUCAGGGAUAGGGAGAAGAAGAUUAGGGAGAGUAUAGUCAGGAAACAGAAGCGGCAGGCUGCUGGGGUGCAUUCUAUUGGAGGGUAUCGCCCCCAUGCAGGACAGUCCGUCAAGAAGAAGAAAGACCAAGAUUCGGAAGAUGAUGAGCUGGAUGAUGGAGCGUUUCUGGUGGACGACUAUGAUAGCGAUGACAACAAGAAGGGCGGGCGGUCAUCUAAGGGUGGCAGCUCUGAAUACGGGAACGUCUCCAAAGAAGUUUUGGAACUGUUGAAAAGUUUUGAUGCGAAGGAGGCGGCACAUAAUGGGCGGCGAUCGGGAUCUGGACUAGAUGAUGAAAACCAAGGGCCCGAUGUUCUCAAGUUAUCCCAAUUCGUCGACGAGUUGCGCAAGACUUCCUAUGGUGAACACCUCCACGUCGUCUCCCUUGGUUCCCGCAAAUCCCUUUGCAUCAACGACAAGUUCCGCAAAAAGGCUUCCACCAAAAACCCUCACUCUGCAUCAGGAGAACCUGUUGUUCAAGUCAACAAACUGAAUGAUGCCUGCCUGGACGCUCAAAAGUCGGGGACUUCUUCUGAACAUCGGUGUGAGUUCUUGCAUAUCCCUUCGUCCACUUUUGGAUCUGGAGCUAGUCGGAUCGGUGGUCUGGAUGAUGAGGUGAGUGGUCUGGAGUCGUGGAAGAGGGGGAGUAACAGUCUGGAAAUGAGUGGAGAUGAGAAGCUGUUGGAGUUUCGAGAUCAUACCCUGGCGCGUGUCCGGGAUAUCGAAGAGCUAGCACAGCUCGGGUCAGAACUUGAGACCUGUCCGUACUAUGGAUCCCGUCAGACCGUCCGACACUGUCAACUGGUCACUCUCCCUUACAACCUGCUCCUCCACUCGUCUACCCGCGAAUCUCUCAAACUGGUCAUCAAGGAUAACAUCCUCCUCCUGGACGAGGCGCAUAACCUGAUCAACAGUCUUUUGCAGAUGCAUUCGAUCAUGAUCACGUUGCCGCAGGUUAUGUUAGCGCAGGAUCAGCUCCGGAUGUACUUAGUCCGGUAUGAGAGUCGACUGUCGAGUACGAAUGAGGGGUAUAUCCGGGUGCUGAUGAGGAUCUUGCGGUGUCUUGUGGCGUUUGUUGAAUCCUGGAAAGAUAGACCUUCCUCUUCAGGGAGCGCGACGGCAGCCAUAAGUAAUGGUGAGAAGCGGUCGUUCAAGCCGGCAGAUCGGGUGAUGAAGGUUAAUGAGUUUCUGCACGCUGCCAACAUGGACCAUAUCAACCUUUUCAAGGCACAUGCAUACCUGGAGACCAGUGGCGUGGCAAGGAAACUCCAAGGGCUUCAUGAGUCAUUACAGAGGAAGGAAGCCAAGAAGUUGGCCAAGGCCGAGGGACGGGUGGGUAAUAGUGCCGCUGGUCGUGUCAAGAUCCAUCCAAGCGCCAGUCAUUCCAAUUCUUCAGCAGUGGGCUCUCAAACUCCCAAACAAGGCGUCCAAAAGUCGACCUCGCCUAUUUUGUUGGUGGUAGAUGCAUUCUUGAUGAGUCUGUUGAAUGCGGACAACGAUGGACGUGUUAUUGUGACGAUGGAGGACGAUGGAGUAGAAGGUGGUGGCAGCCUUGACGAUGGAGGAAGCGAUGGCGGCGGUAGCAGGCAGACAGGAUCUCUUUCAGGACGAGAGAAGGCGCAAGUCCCAGUCCUCAAGUUUAUGCUUCUCAACCCCGCCAACGUCUUCAGGCCCUUGGUAGAAGAAGCCCGGAGCGUCAUCCUUGCAGGAGGAACCAUGGAACCCGUCUCGGACCUCCUGUCCCAUCUCUUCCCUUACCUCAAGGAUCCUUCUGCUUCCUCUUCACUGACUAACAGUUUGACAGAGAGGCAAUAUCCAAGGAUCCACCGCUUCACAUGUGGACAUGUCAUCCCCAAGGAGAACUUGAUGGCGAUUGUGCUGGAAAAGUCGUCUGUAGGAUCAACGCUCGAGCUGAACUUUGCCAACCGCAACCAAGACCAGGUCAUUGACGGGAUCGGACAGUCGUUGGCGAAUCUGCUGAACGUGAUCCCGGAUGGUGUGGUUGUGUUCUUUGUGUCGUACUCGUAUAUGGCUCAAGUUUUGGCGCGGUGGCAAGUCAAACCUCCUGCUGCUACUUCUGGUCCAGGAGGCGUAGGUAGAGAUGGAGGUGGAGGUGGGGGGGUGUUGGCGAGCAAGAGUAUCAUGGAGAGAAUCCAGCUGCGGAAACGCGUUUUUGUCGAACCCCGAGAAGCUACUGAUGCAGAUCGGAUGCUGAAGGAGUAUCAGGACUGUAUCGAGUCCAGACCUGAGCACGAUCUUGGUCAACCGACGACAGCUGCAGGACCUCGUGGGGCGGUGCUGUUUUCGGUGGUUGGAGGAAAGAUGAGCGAGGGGAUCAACUUUUCAGACCGGUUGGGUCGUGGAGUCAUUAUGGUCGGCAUGCCCUUCCCCAACAAGGGGUCCCCUGAACUCCAGGAGCGCAUGCGGUACAUGGAUCAAGUCCAACAACAGGAACUACUCCUCCUCCAAUCCUCUUCCUCCCUCACACCAGCAAGAUCCUCGACGUCGAUGACACGAAUGACGGCAGGAAGCGAGUACUACGAGAACCUGUGCAUGCGAGCCGUGAACCAGUCGAUCGGACGAGCGAUCCGACACCAGGGCGAUUACGCGGUGAUUAUCUUGAUGGAUCGACGGUAUGGUACCCCUCGGAUCCGGAAAAAGUUGCCCGGGUGGAUUGGAAGCUCGCUGGAGACUUGUGAGCAGUUUGGGCCGGUGAUGAGUAAGCUGUCUGGGUUCUUUCGUCAGAAAAAGACGGCAGCUUUAGCCAGCGCGUCGCGUCGAUAG
Molecule: messenger RNA, 3144 nt
Organism: Linnemannia hyalina
Lineage: Eukaryota; Fungi; Mortierellomycota; Mortierellomycetes; Mortierellales; Mortierellaceae
Source: the annotation of a GenBank genome assembly